AUGGGAAAUAAAAAUAAAUACAAGAAAGUGGCCAGGUGUAAAGUGCGGAAAGUUAGACAAGAAACCAGGUUAUGUGCCCAGGCUUCAAAGAGAACAAAGGGAUACAACAUGGCGGCCAACGCUUCCCACAACGCAUUAACAACUAUCGAAAAACUAGAAGGUAUUUCAAAUUGGAUUUCUUGGAAAUUUGCAAUUAAAAUGCUAUUAAAUUUGGACGGAUUGUACAAUUGUCUCGAGGGAACCGAUACCGACCCUACUCGUGAUGCACGUGCGCUUGCUCGCAUCUGCUUAUCGAUUCAACCUAACCUAUAUCAACUAGUCCGUGAUGCAAAGACUGCAUCUGAUGCUUGCAAGCGAUUAUCUGACACUUUCGAAGACAAAGGUCUGUACAGAAGAGUACUACUGCUUCGACAAUUACACCGUAUAGAAUUUAAUAAUUUUUCAAGCAUGUCAGACUAUAUUGAAGGCGUCAUGAAGUUGGUAGCACAACUCUCUGACAUUGGAAAGGUUAUAGAUGAUGCAGAAAUUGCCGAGAUUUUGUUGUCGGGUCUACCUGAAGACUUUAAUGUACUAGUUUCAAGCCUGGAGACUGCGAGCUUGACGAAGACACUCUCAAGUGAAGUUGUUCGCACUCGCUUACUCCAAGAAGAUCAUAGGCGCAAUAACAAUGGGAAUACUUCAGAGAAUUUAGCUUAUGCAGCUAACAACAAAAGAAGAUUUAAGAAUCUAGUCUGUACAUAUUGCAGAAAGAGCAACCAUACUAUUAAACAAUGUUUUAAGAGAAAACGUGAUGAAGCGAAGAAAAAGAAUGAAGAUCAACAUACACUGUUUGCAACUGCAUACUCCACUUCCCAUUUGAACGAGUUCAUCAUAGAUAGUGGAGCCACUGUCCAUAUGUGUGCUGACUCAACACUAGUCCAGGAUCCAGUGAACAAAAAAUGUGCUAUUACUGUUGCCAAUGGACAACAAUUACAAUGUGAAAUGCAUGAAGAUGAUGUGCCCGGCAGCUGCGUCUCUUGCCUUACCGGAAAGAUGCAUGAGUCAUCUUAUCCUAGGUCAAGUGGGGGACGUGCUGCUCAUCCGCUGGACCUGAUCCAUAGUGAUGAAGACCUUCGGUUACCUUAUGAAGCACAAAUCGGAAAUGGGACUACAAGCCUGCCUUUACAGUCACCACUAUCGGAUGUUUACCGUACUGCAAGUGAAGAUUCUACUGAGGAUGAUGAUGAUGAGGCUGAGGUGCUUUCUGGCCCUGAUGUCUCGCUGUCGCCCUCUUUAUCUCGAGGAGCAGAGCAGACUGCGUCUAAUGGUAACGACGUGUCUAUCUCUCGCCCUGUACGGAGUACCCGAGGUAUUAUUCCCGAACGUUAUAAAGAUUAUUAUUUAUCUUCAUUAUUGGCUGAUGUCAGCUCAUUGGAUGAGCCUUCUACUUACGACGAGGCGAUGAAUUCUCCGGAGAAGGAUGAAUGGCUUAAAGCUAUGAGAAGAAUCUUAUUGUUAUGGUCUUUUUUCAGAUACUACGAAACAAUGGCAAGCGCCUGUGCAAGUGGAGUUGAUAACACCGACAACUCUCUUGUGACACUUGAUCCUGUUGAUACGCAACCCACUGAGACUGCUGUUGGAAUGGAAGACAUUCGUAAUUCAUUUAUUGUGAAAGAAGAGGCUAGAAAUCAAGAUGAUUUUCAUCCUGUUAAGGGACGUCGAAUAGUUGAUAUAAAUUUCCUUCUUAGAGAACUGCAAGAAAAAGGGAGACAUAAUAAUUUAUUUGAUUGCAAGAUGAGUAAUUUUCGAUUAAUCAGCGAAAGAAGUCUAGGGCUUAUAUCUGUUUUUAAAUUCCAAUGUAGCAUGUGUAAAGAAACUUGUCUGGUCCAUUCUGAAGAUUACAAGGAUCCACAGCAAGUAAAUUUAAAUAUAGCCGCAACCACGGGAAUCAUUGCUUGCGGCAUUGGAUACUCUACAUUUGAGGAAUUAUGUUCUUCCAUGAAUAUACCAUCAUUUUCUUCAAAAUAUUAUUUGAAAUUGCAAAAUGAUGUUUAUGCAAAAUGGGAGAAAACUGCUAGUGAGUCUUUGGCGGCUGCUGCAGCAAAAGAAAAA
Molecule: messenger RNA, 2091 nt
Organism: Brenthis ino (lesser marbled fritillary)
Lineage: Eukaryota; Metazoa; Arthropoda; Insecta; Lepidoptera; Nymphalidae
Source: the annotation of a GenBank genome assembly